Messenger RNA from Pecten maximus, 1465 nucleotides. RefSeq names its product oligodendrocyte transcription factor 2-like. Gene Ontology annotation, molecular function: protein dimerization activity. Lineage: Eukaryota; Metazoa; Mollusca; Bivalvia; Pectinida; Pectinidae. The transcript has a single exon. The record is from RefSeq and is a predicted model, not a curated record. The coding region runs from base 78 to 842 and encodes 254 amino acids.
GUAGUGGACAAAUUGACUGGGUGCCCAUACACAUAUUGAAACCUCAAGUACUAAGCACUGUAGCAAGUGUAAGGCUGAUGGAGGGUCGUACGGAUUUGUCGCCACAACUGGACAUGGAGUAUCACGCCCGGAGUCCGGGACUUUCCUCAGAUGAUGAAGUAUCGAGAGAACAACACCAUUAUGCAAUGUCAACAUCAUCAUUUGGCAGUUCUGAGGAAGCGUAUUUCAAAGACAUGAACAACAAACGAAAACACCUACAGACAAAAUGUAUGAACGAAAAUGAACUGCAGGAAUUAAGGUUAAAGAUCAACUCUAGAGAACGGCGUCGCAUGCAUGAUCUCAAUUCAGCUUUAGACGGACUCAGGGAGGUGAUGCCAUAUGCAAAUGGCCCAUCGGUACGGAAACUUUCAAAAAUAGCAACUUUAUUAUUGGCAAAAAAUUAUAUUUUAAUGUUGAACAGUUCUUUGGAUGAAAUGAAAAAGUUGGUAAGUGAUAUCUACCAAGUUCAUCCUGGCAGUCAGCGAUCUAGAGCCCCGCCAGCUCACGUGCAUCCUUCUCACGCAGCCCAUCCCUCGAGCGUGCCGUCCUUGCAUGCACUGCCGUCGUUGUCUCCGCCAAGCAUGUCGUCCGUUCAUCCGCACGACAUAGAACCAACAACGUCCAAGGAGCCUGCCGUAUCCGUGCCAUCAGUCCUACCCCAUGACAGGCAUAUGUUUUCCAAUCGUUGGCCCGUGCCGUGCGCGUGCAGCCAUUGUAUGAUAGACUCGAUGCGAGUGUCUUACUCGACUUUAGCAGCUAAAUACCCCAGUUCUAUGGCUAAUCCGUCGAUGUAUAGAAAAUGAUACAACAGUGCUAUGUGAACAGACAGGAAACAUAAGUGACACUUGUAUGGCAACAAAAACUAUAUCCUCUAGUGAUAACACGAUAUUACUGUUAGUUGACUGAAGCAAUGGAUUAAAGACGGAUAUUUGUAAUUUGUGUCUCAAGGACUUUAAUAGGAAUGUGUGCCUACCACUUCGUAACAGACAAGUGCCUUGCGUGAUAUGGUGGUCCUACAUCGGGUCCCGGCAGUGACCAUUCCUAUUAGUGUAGGUCUCCAUUGAACGUGUUUAUGACGACUGCCGAGAUACCUUUGUGGUUUAGAUAGCACGCCCAUUCUAUUGACAGAGGUGUAUGACUAACGUCUAAAAAGUUACAAGAACGAGACACCCCGAACAAACAAUUUCACAGUUUCCAUUCAAUUUAAAUACCGUAUCCAAAUCAAGUGACUAUUUGUGUUCAUAACCAAAGAAUGUGUUCAAAUAUCAAAGGUGUUUAAUCUUAUUUUCAGUAUAUUUUUUAUGAAUGAACUUUUUAAUGUGAUUGUGUCUAAUUUGUAUAUGUUGAACAGCUGUUAUAUUUUUGUGAAAUUAUCAUGUACAUAAGGCUAUUGGUGAAACGGUUUAUUUUUAAUAAACUUACAGAU